Molecule: messenger RNA, 2616 nt
Organism: Klebsormidium nitens
Lineage: Eukaryota; Viridiplantae; Streptophyta; Klebsormidiophyceae; Klebsormidiales; Klebsormidiaceae
Source: the annotation of a GenBank genome assembly
CAAGUUUGAAAUCCAAUGCAUUGCAAUUUGCAGGCGGUUGCAGAGCAUGGUGUCUUCCUUUUCUCCAGACGAUCCUUCCGUAGCUGUGCUGAUCAAAAGUAGGUAUUAUAGUUAAUGAUGAGAAAUGUCUUUAAGAAACGGUGUUAUAUUUUGAAAGAUGUUGGAGAAGUCGGGCUUGACCUGCUGGUGGAUGGCCCGCUAUUCGUUGAUAGUUUGAUGGGAGUGGUGACAAUGAGCAUUGAGCUGUUGUAAAGAUCCUGGGAUCGGAGGGAGCACACCUUCGAGUGUGCGGGCGUCCACGCGGAUUCCCUUUGAGUCAAUUGACAUCUCUACUACUUAGUGCGACUGCAAUGACUUCGCUCUUUGGGAACCUUUUUGGAGGGCCAGAACACAGCAAGGGGCUUUUCAGCUCGUCCAAUGCAUUUCGCAGGAGGGCGGACGAGCAUGGGAGUGCGCAAAGCGGAGAUAGCGAUGGAGUGCUUCCGCGAAUGGCCCCGACUGAGGGUGGUGCUGGUGGGAAGGGGGAGGAGGAGCACCCAAAGAAAAUGAAGAGGCAAGAUGCAAUGCAAAAUAAGAUGCAAAAAGUUCAACGCACAGAGUUUGAUACAAGUAAGUCAGCUGCAGAGACUAAGUCAAUGGAGCAGGUCGAUGAGCAAGCGGACAGAAAGAAGAAGCGAGGUGCUGGCCGAGCUUCUGAGGCAGAGAAGGAUGUAGUAGCUGCCACCCAUGCUGGUCAUCAAGCAGCUAAGAAGGCAAAGAGGGGCACCGAAAAUGCAUCUUUUCCAGGGGAACAAGGACCGCACCUGCACCAGGAGAAACAGCCUGAUGCAGGGGUGGUGAGCCGAGCGGACAAGGGACAAGCGGAAGGAGAGCAUCGGGCAAAGCAGGGGAAGGCGGAACGCCGUGCAGGGAAGCGACAGGGGCCCCUUCAAAGUGGCGCCACGUUGCUUGCAAGCCAGAGAGGGGGAGUGCUGAAGAGCGAACCGAAAGAGGCACAGCAAGUGGUGGCAGCAAACGGCAGCGAGCUGGGGCAUGAGGAGGCGCUGGAGCGGUUGGCACUGCGACAGAGGGCGGAGCAGGUGCGGCGCAAGCGGGGCCGGGGGGACGAGGGGGAGGAGGCGCCCGCCAGGCACGCAGGGGAGCAGGAGGACGCACCGGACGCACCGGUGACCAAGAAGAAGAAGGCCAGGCCGUCCGGCGACAGCGAUGACGAUGUGCGGGGCGAGGCAGCGGUGGAGAAGCGGCAGGCGGCCAAGCGGCGCAAGCGCAGCGAGAAGGACAAGCUGCCGCGCACGGUCUUUGUGGGCAACCUGCCGGCGUCGGUCAAGAAGAAGGAGCUCAAGAAGGAGUUUGCGCAGUAUGGGCCGGUUGAGUCGGUGCGCCUGCGCUCGUUGGCGCUUCAGGAGAGCAAGCUGCCCCGCAAGGCGGCCGUGCUGACGGGCCAGGUCAGCGACGUGAAGGACAGUGUGAACGCCUACGUCGUCUUUGAGGAUGAGGAGACCUCUCGGAAGGCACUGGCGCACAACAUGAAGGAGUACCUGGGCCGCCACCUGCGCGUGGACGUUGCUGCUCCAGUGCGCCGGGCGGAGGGCGCUGCCCCAUCUGUGGAGUACGACCGCCUGCUGUCCGUGUUUGUGGGCAACCUGCCCUUUGAUGUCAAGGACGAGGAGGUGAUUGCGGCCUUCUCCGGGGCGGGCGCGCCGAGCGAGCUACAGGGCGCGCUGGAGGCGGUGCGCGUGGUGCGGGACAAGGCCACUGGGCUGGGCAAGGGGAUUGCCUACGUCAUGUUCAAGUCCAGGGCUGCCUCGAAGGUGGCCAUCGCCAGCAGCAUCACAGUGCGCGACCGGCCGCUGCGGCUGACGCGACCGGGGGCCAAGCUCAAGGCGCGCACCAAGCUGACGACCAGCUCGGGGAAAGCACGAUCGGCGAGCGCCAGGCCGCAGCCGCAGCGAGCGGCAGCACCGCAAGGAGGCACGCACCCCAAGGGGCGUGCGUCGUGGGAGGGGGCGUACGCGAAGAAGGCAGACGGGAAACCAGGGAAAGGGGGAGGCAGGGCGGAGGUGGCAGGGCCUCGAGGAAAAGGGAGUAAGCAAGCCGGGGCGACAAAAGGGAAGAAGACGCCGUCUGGUGCGGAGGGGCAGCCGGAGAACCGUAAACGGGCAGGAAAACGACCAGCUGUCGCAGCUAGGAAAGCGAAGGUAUGGACGCCGACAAGUGCAGCAUCUCCGAAGGGAGGCUCCGUCAAAGUAAGGGAAAAGCGGAGGCUCCCACAAGGAAAAGAUGGCCCAUCAAAGAAAGCGGAUAGGAAAAAGGCGUCCAAGGGAACAGCUUCUUUCCAAGUUAAAGGCCGGAAGCAAUAGCAUCGCUGCACCCUCAUCCACAGUUCCGAUCGUGGAUGCGCAACAACCCCACAUCAUCCACAUGGGUAUAAUGGGCAAAGGGGAAUCUUUAAGCGAAUUUCAGAUGAGUAUCGCUCCUAAAGCCCAUGCAUUCGAGUAAUGUGGACCCGUUGGCAUGGUAGGUCUGUUAUUAUGGCAGUCACGUACGUGGAAGUGUACGUCCAACAUGUCCCACUGGCAAUUCUUCCAAAGUACUUGCAUGCACAGUAGAUGGGCC